GCAGUCUGCUUUUUGUGGGCAAACAGCCCCCGUUCUUCCCACAUGGCCACCCAAACCUCUGCUGUUCUGCUGUGAGACAGAGAGCACCUCUAACGGUAUGGUUUUUUUAAUUUAUGUAUUGGUUCUGUGAAAAGAAGAAAAAGUCUGAAGGAAGGCAUUCAGAGAAUCACACCUUCGUCUACCCGUUCUUUGAAAUCAGACAUCUUUAAACUACAGCACGUUGUGGUGGAACCAGCAACGCUCUCCAGAUGCCCAAUCCAGCUGCCCACCUGCCUUUCUACUUUGGCAGCAUCUCCCGGGCGGAUGCUGAGGACUACCUGAAACUGGCAGGGAUGUCGGAUGGGCUGUUCUUGCUGCGGCAAUGCCUUCGCAAUCUUGGCGGCUACGUCCUCUCUGUGGUGCACAAACUCCAGUUUUACCAUUAUCCUAUCGAGCGUCAGAUGAACGGGACUUUUGCCAUCUCUGGAGGGAAAGCCCACUGUGGCCCCGAAGAACUCUGCGAAUUUUAUUCCAAGGAUCCGGAUGGGCUUUGCUGUCCUUUGCGGAAGCCUUGCAACCGUCCUGAUAGCCUGGAGCCCCAGCCGGGGAUUUUUGACAACAUUCGGGAGAAUAUGGUCCGCGAAUAUGUCCGGCAAACGUGGAACUUGGAGGGAGAAAAUCUUGAAGUAGCAAUCAUAAGCCAAGCACCCCAAGUGGAGAAGCUCCUGGCUACCACAGCUCAUGAAAAAAUGCCUUGGUACCAUGGGCCCAUCUCCCGGGAGCAAGCUGAGAGCCGGCUCUACUCAGGAGCACAGCCUGAUGGGAAAUUCCUGUUGAGACAAAAGAAAGAACAAGGAAGCUACGCCCUCUCCCUUGUAUACGGAAAGACUGUUUAUCACUAUCGGAUAGGACAAGGAAAAUCAGGGAAAUACUCUGUGGAAGAAGGAACCAAAUUUGAUACGCUGUGGCAGCUGGUUGAGUACCUCAAACUCAAACCUGAUGGCCUUAUCUAUUAUCUGAAGGAAAGCACCCCAAAUCCUGACAUGCAAUCAGCAGCUGCAACUCCAGUGCCACCAGCGCACCCAUCUACAUUGGCUGGUCGGAGAUUCACAGCUCAGAACUCAGAUGGAUACACACCAGAGCCGUUUGGAGCAGGGAAAAAGACUCGGAUCUUGCCCAUGGACACAACAUGUUAUGAAAGCCCAUACAGUGACCCCGAAGAGCUCAAGGACCGGAAGCUAUUCUUAAAAAGGAGCAGUCUGAUGAUCGAUGAAGUGGACCUGGGAGAGGGCAACUUUGGGUGUGUCAAGAAAGGAGUUUACAAAAUGAGGAAGAAGCAGAUUGAUGUAGCCAUCAAAAUCCUAAAAGAGGGCAACGGAGUGGUACAGCAGGACGAAAUGAUGAAGGAAGCCCAGAUUAUGCACCACCUUGACAAUCCUUACAUCGUCCGCCUUAUUGGAGUGUGUCAUGCGGAAUCCCUCAUGCUGGUGAUGGAGAUGGCAUCAGGUGGCCCCCUGCACAAGUUCUUGUCUUCCAAGAAGGAUGAAGUUCCUGUGAAUAACGUGGUCGAACUGAUGCAUCAGGUGUCCAUUGGAAUGAAGUAUCUGGAAGAAAAGAAUUUCGUCCACAGGGACUUGGCUGCCCGAAAUGUGUUGCUUGUCAACCAGCAUUAUGCCAAGAUCAGCGAUUUUGGGCUUUCCAAAGCUUUGGCAGCUGAUGACAGUUAUUACUUGGCCAAGACCACUGGGAAGUGGCCAUUGAAGUGGUAUGCGCCAGAAUGCAUCCUGUUUCGGAAGUUUUCAAGCAAGAGUGAUGUCUGGAGUUAUGGGGUGACUAUGUGGGAGGCCUUUUCUUAUGGUCAGAAACCCUACAAGAGAAUGAAAGGACCCGAAGUCGUUAAAUUCCUUGAGGAAGGGAACCGUAUGGACUGUCCGUCCAGCUGUCCAGCAGAGAUGUACAAGUUGAUGAAUCUAUGUUGGACUUUCAAAGUGGAAAACCGCCCAAACUUUGCUGCGGUGGAGACACUGAUCCGCACGUAUUACUACAGCAUUGUUGACAAGAAGGAAGAGAAGUUGUAGGGAAAAAAAAUGUGAUGGACUCAUGAAAAUGGUUGGAAGGCACAUGUGCCCAUCGCCUCUGGCCAGCUUCAGCAUUUCUGAAGGGAUGAUCUGCUGCAGAACUCCAUUUUGUUUUUCAUUCAUUCAAAGAAUCUCCUUCUCUCUCCCUUUUUACUUCGGACAGCAGGAUACUCAUGACUGUUUAUGCUCUGUGUGUGUGUGUGUGUGUGUGUGUGUGUGUGUGUGUGUGUGUCAGGGAUGGUAGUUACUUACCUACCAGUUCGCAAAUGUGAGCUCGCAUGUGCCUUUUUUUGCUAAAAAGGGCCUUAAAUGGGAUGCCGUAGAGCCGGGACGGCUGGGUGUGGCCACCCGCGAUUUUCACUACCGGUUCGGGUGAAUUGGUCCAAACUGGUAGAAUACCACCUCUGAUAUAUAUUGAACAAAUCAUAGGGCACGCUCACCAAGGAAAUGUCUUGGGUGCAAAGUUUACCUUCCAGCUUUUCUUAUCUGUUAAUGAGACUGUGGGGAUUAGAAUGUUGUGAGAGCUCCCUUGGGUAAGGAAAGGAGUUUUAAUUUGGGGCCAUUUGUGUUUUAUGCUUGUUUUUUGUUGUUGUUUUUCCUAUCUAUUUGUUGGAUUGUUCUUCCUUAUUUCGGAUGGGAAUGUACAAAAAUGGGAAUUGUAUAUGCUGCACGGGGUCAUUUCGAUUGGACUGGCUGAUCAGCACUGUAAAAUAAAU
Messenger RNA from Thamnophis elegans (Western terrestrial garter snake), 2773 nucleotides. Its product is annotated as tyrosine-protein kinase ZAP-70. Bases 249 to 2057 code for a protein of 602 amino acids. Gene Ontology annotation, biological process: cell differentiation; protein phosphorylation; innate immune response. Gene Ontology annotation, cellular component: extrinsic component of cytoplasmic side of plasma membrane; cytoplasm. The transcript has 13 exons. The record is from RefSeq and is a predicted model, not a curated record. Lineage: Eukaryota; Metazoa; Chordata; Lepidosauria; Squamata; Natricidae. Gene Ontology annotation, molecular function: signaling receptor binding; non-membrane spanning protein tyrosine kinase activity; ATP binding.